Molecule: messenger RNA, 1805 nt
Organism: Solea solea (common sole)
Lineage: Eukaryota; Metazoa; Chordata; Actinopteri; Pleuronectiformes; Soleidae
Product: tetraspanin-8-like
Exons: 9
Coding region: 153-950 (265 amino acids)
Cellular component (GO): membrane
Source: RefSeq, a predicted model, not a curated record
GCUCCUCCGCCGAGUAAAACCACCCCACUUCACCUUCCCUUAGCUCACUUUCGCCGCAGCAGUCGGACCACAAACCCCCAACAAAGCCACUGAGAAAGUUUACUUGUGUUUUUUUUUUUUAUUAAAUUUGUUUGUUGUCGCUACCUGUAAACAUGGCUCAGGUCAACACGUGCCUCAAACGCGUCUUCACCAUCUUCAACAUCUUCUUCGCGGUCGUGGGCGGAGUCAUCAUCCUGCUUACCAUUCUGUCUCAGGUCCUCACCGGCCUUCAUGGAGCAGAAGAGAUGGAAGGUCGCGUCACUGGCCUCGCCAUCCUCUACGGCGUGGGCAUCGUGACCCUGGUGAUCGCAGGCGUGGGAGCGUACGGAGCUCACAGGGAGAGCAAAGCAGCUCUGAUUGUGUUCCUGGUGUGUAUGGUGAUUGGCAGUCUGGCGAUGCUGAGACUUGGAGUCCCAGCGGCCGUCGCACGACCUCAGGUGGAGCGUGUUCUGGAGGACAAGUUCCGCAGCAUGGUGCCCCUGGACAAGGCCACGGAGGAUGUGAAGGACAUGGCGGACACUCUGCAGACUCACAUGCACUGCUGUGGUCUGUUCAGCUACAAAGACUGGGAAGGUGAAAUCCCUGACUCGUGUGUGUGCAAUCGAAUGGAGCAGGAGGAGGGAGAGUGUGAGGCCAUCUCCUACAUUAAUUUGUUCCAGAUGAAGAACAAGUACGUCUACUCCAAGCCCUGCUUCCCCAUGCUGAUGUACUACUUCCUGCUGAUCCUCGACAUCGCCAUCGGCAUCAUCUUCUCUCUGGCCAUACUGGCGCUGCUGGGAAUGACCCUGUCAUCCAUCAUGAUCCACCAGAUGCGUCACCCCAGGAGCAACACCCUGGUCAUGACGGUGCCGGCCAUCUUUACUACGGCUCCGCCCAAAUACCAGGAGCUGCACAACCCACCGGGCUACUAGAGGAAAAAAACCCAGGAAUAAAACUGCGUCUCUGCACAGGGUCGCUCUUUUCUGUUGGUUUUUCAUAUCUUUCCAAGGGAUGACUGUCGGGAAUUUUUUAUUUUUUUUAGAAGGAACAGCCUUCACAAAGCGACAAAGAAAUGCUGCUUAAAAACAUGUUUGCAACUAUUUUUGUCUUUCUUUCCUCUUUUGUUUGUGUUUUUUUUUCUGCUGUUAUUCUUGUAUGAAAAAAUGCAGCGCCAGUAUCCAGAUCAGGAAAAACAAAAGAAGAAUUUUGUUUUUGAUGAUGUUUGAAUUCACUUUUCACCGUUAAGUUUUGGCGUAAGACAAAAACAGAUUUUUUUUUUGAUUUUUCCUCUAAAACUUUUUGCUACACACUGAAGAAAAAGGAAAGAAACGAAAAGCCAUUUUACUACUAUAUAAUAUUAAUAAACCACUGAUUUUCGUAUCGUUUAGAAAAUGUUUAAAAAAAAAACCGACUGAGCCACGAGCGUCGGGAACAGAGUUUAAAGUCAAGAGAGAAACAAAAACGCAGAUUUUUUAGUUUGUGUAUAUUUUUAUACCUUUUCUCGUUGAAUGUAUCUUUUUUUUUUUUUUGAAGUGUUUCUGCUUGUGGGCGUGGCCUUCAAAGUUACGAAGGAGGGAAAUUUAAAAAAGAAAGUAUGGUUCUUAACUAUUAUUAUUUACAAAGAGAGUCACUUUAAAAAGGUCCAAUGAAAAGUUUGUGUCUAAAGUUUGGAAACAAACGGACGAUUUAUCUUUUUAAUCAUUCGUUUAUUUUGUCUCUGUCCAGUUUGAUUUAUUUUCCCUCUGAACUCACGACUUCAUAACAAAUAAAAUCAGACAAGAAACCCA